GAAAGAAGGGAAGUGACGUAGGUGAGUUCCAUACGCUUACAGUGGCUGCAACAAGAUGAGGGCAUAUAGCAUUAAACACACAUAUUUGUGAAAGUGGUAAAUCCCACUUGGAGAUAUACGCUCUACGCCUGCGAACUUUUACACGUAUCUUGCUGAUUUUGUUAACGAAACCCUGGACUGGUGCGUUUUUGGAAAAAGAGGAACACAAAGUUGGGGAAACAGGUACUACAGACUUGUAUUUCAGCAUGGCCUUAAUGAAUAUACGUGGCAGUCAUUCAAAUAUCUCUUUUAUAAUUAAUGCUUGUAGAAGAGCUGCAAACGUCAGUAUACCUUUCAGAUGCAUUAAGAAGGGAAAAAGGUUUUUGCACAACUUCCCCUAUAGUUAUUACACGCCAAAGAAGGACUGUAUAUUUGCAUAUUUAUUCUGCAGAAAAUACCAUGCAGUUAUCUUGAACCCGCCAUAUUCUAUUGCUGGGUGCUCAGUCCGUCACCAUGGAGACAACGGGACCACCAAUAAUAGCAUUACUAAACAGAAAGCAGUUGAAAAUAAAUUUUUUUCAGACCUGAGAUAUGCCCAUUCUUGCACACAAGUAUUUAAACUGCUGAGCUCUCUUGAGGUGUUAACUGAUACUAUGGCAGCUGCAGCCUUGCUUAGAGUUGCACAAGUUGAGACAAAAGAUAGCAUACUUACAAGCCCAAGUGAUAUAUUUGACAAUAUGAUUUUCAAAGCUAUCUGUUUACAGUUUGAACAAGAGUCAAAAAAGUUAUCUACAGCAGCUAUUGUCAAUGCCUUAAAAGCUUUUGUUCAACUGCGCGUCGAUCCAUGGAGUACUCUAAUGGUACGUUUGUUAUCUGAAAGCCAAGAGCGAGUCGACAAAGGAGAGAUGAAUAUACAGAACCUUUGCAUUCUAGGAAGAUGCUUAUUAGAAAUAGAAGGACCAGAAUGUGCAAUGCUUAAACCAGUUAUGGAUCAAGUGAUACAAAAGAAAAUUAAUGACUGGACUCCUGAGGAAAUAUCUAUGGUUUAUGGGUUAUUGCAAGCUGGACUCGGAGAAAAAGGACAAUACCAAGACCUGUUAAAUCAAAUGCAUGAAGUCACAGUUUUCAAGGCCUCACAAAUGAAUCCAGCAUUAAUUAGUUCUGUACUUACUUCUUUAGUAGAGCUUAAACAAACACAAGCAAUUCCAUUAGUAAUAAGACUGUGCAAAAAUUCUGUAAGAUAUAUGCCUCAUUUCACUGAUGAAGAGCUUAUGAAUGUAAUAGUGGCCUUAACUAACUUUGGGCACAGUGACAAAUAUUUUACAGAGGCUUUGGAGAGACAUAUUCCUAGAAUGGUUUUUACUAUGUCACCAGAAUUGGUCAGUAGAAUUAUGGGAUACUGCAGCAAGAGACUGAUCCUUUCCAAGCCAAUAUUUGAUGCAGUAGCUGAAAGCUUUGUGUAUAAUUCAGAAAAAUUGACUACUCUACAAAUUGCACAACAGAUUAUACCUUUUGGAAAACUGAACUACUUGCCUCCUAAUGCAGCUUCUAUGUUUAGGCGGCUUGAAAAAAUUCUGAGCAGCCGUUUUUCCCAGUUCCAGCCACAAAUUUUGCUCAAGCUACUGCAUUCAUGCUUACUUCUAGAGCGAUUUCCUGUCAAUUUUGUGGCAAAGAUCUUCAGUCCGUAUUUCAUUCAGCAAUUGCAAGAUCAAUCAGGAAAUGUGGAUAAGUUUGUCUUAUGUCAGCUGACCCAGCUGUACCUUACUGUUAUGUUGGAGUGUCCGUUUUAUGAGGGUCCAAGACUUCUUCCAAAGUACAGAGUAAAAUCUUUGUCUGCAUCUGGACAUUCACUAGAAACCAUGGUUGAUGAUCAUCUUUACAACAGAGUCAAGUCUGGUCUUAUUGACCUGCUAGGGGCACGAAUGUAUUUUGCAUCUCAUGUGCUGUCUCCUUACUGUUACACUUUGGAUGUAGAAAUCAAACUGGAUGAAGAAGGGUUCGUGUUGGCAGCUUCCAGCCAUGAAGAGGUUCACAAAAGAAUAGCACUCUGUAUCGAUGGUCAAAAACGGUUCUGUUGCAACACCCAUAUUCUUAUUGGAAAAGAAUCUAUUAAACAAAGACAUUUGCGGUUGCUUGGUUAUGGAGUUGUACAGAUUCCAUACUAUGAGUUUGACAACCUAAGUAAUAAAGAAGAAAUUGUUGAGUAUCUUCACAAGAAAGUGUUUCCUCAUACAUACAGACUUAAUUGGUGACAUUGUCUCACAGUUGUGCAUUAUUUCUACUUAGAGGGUUAUGUGCUUUCUAUAAUCACUUAUCGGAUCUUUUGAUAAUUAAAUAGUGAAUUUUAUUUAGUUUGUAUAAAACUGUGUAAAUGUGUCUUUGUACAAGGAGUACUGUACUUAAAUUUUCUUUAUUUAGAGAAUUUAGUUUUUGGAGGCCAAGCUUCAUUUAAAGUGACUUUGAGGAUGCACAUUCUGGCACUUUACUAUUUUACUUGUACUAGUGUAUUAAUCAACCAGACAUUAGCUUACAUCAUAUUAUGAUAGACAAAAUAAUAAAUUGUUACUAUCCUGUAAGUUACUAUCCUUCUUCGGAUUUUUUUUAAGAAGGUUCACUGACUGUAGGCUCUACUACAUAAAUAUGUGCUGUUUAUCUUUUAAUUUUUUAUGAAUAACUUAUGGAUUCAAAACCUUUUGUUCUCCUUCAUGUGGUCUUUUUGUUUUUUGUCUAUAAACCAGAACAUAAAAUAUAAACUGUAGUUUUUGAACAUAAAAUAUAAACUGUAGUUUUUGAUACGGCUAUGAAAACUAAUUUUAGAAUUUUUAAUUCUAUAACUAACAAAGACUAAUCCCAAAAAGUUUUGAAAGUGUGGCUCCAUUAAAAAAUAUUUGGUCAUAA
Messenger RNA from Xenopus laevis (African clawed frog), 2877 nucleotides. RefSeq names its product FAST kinase domains 3 L homeolog (gene fastkd3.L). Gene Ontology annotation, cellular component: mitochondrion; ribonucleoprotein granule; mitochondrial matrix. Bases 246 to 2231 code for a protein of 661 amino acids. The transcript is spliced from 8 exons. Lineage: Eukaryota; Metazoa; Chordata; Amphibia; Anura; Pipidae. The record is from RefSeq and is a predicted model, not a curated record. Gene Ontology annotation, molecular function: RNA binding. Gene Ontology annotation, biological process: regulation of mitochondrial mRNA stability; mitochondrial RNA processing.